This is a messenger RNA of Poecilia reticulata (guppy), 4293 nucleotides long. RefSeq names its product sphingosine kinase 1. Gene Ontology annotation, biological process: cellular response to growth factor stimulus; negative regulation of apoptotic process; phosphorylation. The record is from RefSeq and is a predicted model, not a curated record. Gene Ontology annotation, cellular component: intracellular membrane-bounded organelle; membrane; cytoplasm. Lineage: Eukaryota; Metazoa; Chordata; Actinopteri; Cyprinodontiformes; Poeciliidae.
GUUUAAUAAUAACAAAACCGAAAAGUUAUUCGGAAAGUAUUUAUCAAAGUUGUUACAAAGUACGAUUUUUUUUGUAAUGAACACUUUUCUCUCAUACACAUUUACAUUAUUAAUAUUGUAUGCUGGGGGUUUACAUUUUUAUUCUAACAGUUUUAAAUUAACUUGAAUAAGUUAGGCUUUGUUAAUUGUAUUUAAGCUAAAUCAAACAAACUACUCAUGCGACGGUAUAAUCUGCUGUGAUUUUUUUUCAGUAAAUGCAUACAAUUAUUUUCUUCUAUGUGAGCAGGUGGGGGUGGGGGGGGGACUCAAAAAUCGUACUUAAGAGUUUUCCAGACAAUAGUGGACCACACAAAAACAUGCACAAAUUACUAAAGUUUUUUUUUCUUUUUUUUUUUGUACUGUUAUAACCAUUAAUCAAUCUCCCCUUCAGUUCAACCUAGAGACACAUAGUUGAUGUUACCAUCAUACAAUAACUCGCAAUUAUUGGCAAAGCUCAAUAUAAUUUUCACAGGUGGUGGAACAUUAUUGUCCACAUCUGCUGAACGUAACUUUCAGUUACUUUUAAUGUAAUUCCGUUACUUUCCAAAUCAAGUAAUCAUUAAUCUAAUUAAGUUACUUUUUCAAGAAGUUAACAGUAAAGUUAAAUUUUUCAAAGUAACUAUGCCAUCACUGCCUCGUGGAUUUUAAACAUAACUAAAGGGUCUAAAUCCACUAUUUAAAGUUGUUUUCGGGCAUAAAAAAAAGGUUAUUAAAAAAAAGCAAUCAUUUAAAAUCGUAUUGCUUCAUCAAACAAAUGACAGCAAGCAAAGCAGAACAGGUGUAAUUCUGAAGUAUUCCUGAGAAAGAGCCGGGACAGUCUGCUCCUCUCUCCUCCUGCUCCAUUGAUGCAAUUCCCCUCACAGACGGCAGGGGGAGGCGGUGAACCAGGCUAGCUGCACCCAUUCCUCUUUAAACGGUCCCACGGCAGGCUGGCAGGUUCAGAGUGUGCUCGGCACCGGCCUCCGGGACGCGUCUCACUCUCCGUCCGGGAUGGAGAAAGACGCCUCAGCGCCGGACCCAUCCCGGCAGUGCAACGGGUUCUCGGGCGUGCUGUACGGAGAGUUCACCGACACUCUCAACGACGGGGUGCGCUACUCGGUGAGCCUGACGGAGAGCGCCCUGACCAUCCAGAGGAUCUCCUCGUCUCCCGACCGGACGAAGGUGGUGUUUAACUUGAGCGACUGCAUCGGCUGUCGGGCGUAUAAAGGGCCGGACAGCGCGGACAUCGGCGCUUACUUUACGGCUUAUUUCUACCCAUUCAAGAGGCGCUGGAUGAGCACCGGAGUGGCCCGGCAGAGGGUGGAGCAGUGCUUUCGGGUCGCUCUGGUCCAGGACCCGCUCGUCAACCUCCGGGAGGCUGAAAGAUGGGCUCAUGCCAUCAGAGAUGCUUCGGUGCUGCAGGCUCCUCGGAGAGACGGUGUGACGUACACGGAGCUGAGGAGACCUUGCAGAACCAUGAUUCUGGUGAACCCCCACAGCGGACGGGGACAGGCUCUCCAGCUGUUCACCGGCCACAUACAGGCCAUGCUCACCGAGGCCUCCGUUCCCUACACGCUCGUCAUCACAGAGCACCAGAACCACGCGCGGGAGCUGGUGAGGAACGCCGACCUGACGCAGUGGGACGCGCUGGUCAUCAUGUCUGGUGACGGGCUGCUGUUUGAGGUGAUAAAUGGUCUGAUGGAGCGUGAAGACUGGCAACAGGCCAUCCAGACUCCUCUAGGUAUGCUGCCAGGUGGCUCUGGCAAUGCCCUGGCCGCAUCCAUCCACCACUACUCGCAAUCGCCUCCUGCCUGGAACGAGGAGCUGCUCCUGAGCUGUGGCUUCAUGCUGUGCAAAGGUCUGGUUGGUCCUCUUGACUUGGUGUCGGUCCAUUUGGCCUCCAGUCAGCGCCUCUUCUCCUUCCUCUCCUUGGCUUGGGGCUUUGUGGCAGAUGUGGAUAUCGAGAGCGAGAAGUACCGUCACGUUGGAGCUAUACGGUUCCUAAUGGGCACCCUGGUGCGUCUGGCCUCGCUCAGAGUAUAUCAGGGCAGGUUAGCGUACCUGCCAGCUAAAGAGGUACCAAAGCCUCCAAACGAAAGGGUGAAGGCGACCCGUCCUCCGUUCACAUCUCAGCAGCCAUCUCUCUGUUCGUCCCUUCCUUGUCAUCUCGUUCCCAGAACUUCGCCAAAGCAGAGCUCUGUCAAAAACUGCGUCGAUACGAACCUGAACCAAAACUCCAUCACCAACUCCUCCAGCGUCAUCACCAACAUGAGGCCCGAGACGCAUGGCAACAAUAAGACUGCAUCACCUACGGAUUCUCUCCUCCCCAGCCUGGACCAGCCGGUCCCUGAAAACUGGACGGUGGUCAAUGAGGAAGACUUUGUUCUGGUGCUGGCUAUUUACCAGUCCCACCUAGCGGAGGACCUGUGGACGGUGCCGGGAGCGAUGGCGGACGAUGGGCUGAUUCAUCUGCUUUACGUGACGGCGGGGAUAUCCCGGCCCGCCCUCUUGCGUCUCUUCCUCGCCAUGGAGAGGGGUUCCCAUUUAGCGUGCGGUUGCCCACAUCUUGUGUACGAAAAGGUGAGGGCCCUGCGGUUAGAGCCCGUCUCACAACAGGGCAUGAUCACCGUGGACGGAGAGGUGGUGGAGUACGGCCCCAUCCAGGCUCAGGUCCACCCCAGAAUGGCCAGGCUUAUAUGCGGAUGAACUUGUGCUUUACUUUAUAGCUCUAGUUUGGCCUUUUGAACUCAUUGUCAGAUUCUUUAUGUGUGCCGUCUUCUCAGAAGUGCCAAAGACAAUUAAUCAGCCUUUGGAAAUUCCUUUAUUUUUCUACAGAGACAACCUGGCCUAUUUUUAUGGACUUUUCGUUCUCUCUCAGUGUUAGAUUUAGGGUCAAAGCCAUGGAGGAUUGCUCUUACUUCUGGCUGGUCCAGGCUUAGGGAAAUGAGAUGGAGAUGGAAAUGUAUGUACACACACACAAACACACAAAAAAAAAAACAAGCCAGAUCUUUAUGCAUUUUUGUGCAUACCCAAAUGUAUGUAUAUGCGGGACUCUGCAUGAGGGGCUUUGGUAGUACAGUGGCAGCACAUUGCACUCUGCUUGUCGAACCUUAUAAGCAUGGCACAUGUGAAGAGAAGCAAGUUUUUCUUUCCCCGGGAGAGACUCCUGGAGAAACCCUGCCUCUUGCCCCGCUGUACCACUACAGGCCCUCAAUCUCACUCCGGCCGCCGCCGCCCUGACAACACUGCCUGCCCUUGAGCUUUGUAAGAAAAUUGAGGAGAUAUAAAUCCCCCGAGGGAUUUAGCUUUGUCAGAUCUUUAAUCUUUGCUUAGUUUACAUAAAAAGAAACUUUAGAUUUGCUCAUGUUAGAGCCCCACCUCUUCCUUCCUGCCAAACAGAUUUUACCAGCUUACUCUACACCUUUACCACCGUCUUCUCCAUUUCCUGUACCGUUUCAUCUCCAACCAUCAUUAAGCUGUAGGAAUCGCCUCCACUCGCACACUUUCUUCUCCCCAUCCCCGCCUCUUCUUACGCUCAGAUCCUCACAUACACACACACAUUCCCUCGCAUCUCUGCAGCACUUAGCGAGGGGGAAGGGCGCGAUCUGCUACUGUGCAUAUGAUCCCCUCUCUUCAAGACUGUACGCUCGCUCCCCCACCAAUGGUUAACGAACCAUCGGCACCUAAUGUGUCCUUAAUAUGAGGGUUUACAUCGGCUAAAGCGCGCUAAAUAGAAAGUCGUGAAAGCUCUUAGGUGGGUUUUCAAGCGGAUAUUAGGUUGGUCAAAGCACACUCGAGUGGAUAAAGUGCAGUUUCAGACGGGCCCUGUUAGAGUUGCAUAUUGAGAGGCGUGUGAUCGAUGGAAGCCGGAGGGCGGCAGGUGUUCUGCUCCUCCGCGCGGCCUCCUCGGUGGCUGUCGGUGCUGCGGAGCAAUUAGUGCACUGGAGCGGACCAGAGUGCAAAUGUUAGCGUUAUCAUCAUGACCCCCUCCUGGCCUCCCCACCCCCCGCAACCUCCUUCGCACACACACUCACACUCACACACCAGUUUACCUCGGGCUACAGCACAACUGUACAUCUGCAACGUGUGCAGUUGAGGCGUAUCGGACCGUUUUAGCAGGUCUUCCUUUAACUGUUGUAUUCUCAAAAUAAAAUACUGGUCAAACCGAUGAAAAUAAAGUCCUUUCCUGUGCCGACAGGAAAGAAAAUAUGACACUUUUGACUGUUCACUGGCUAGCGGGGGAACCAUAAAGUGCUGAUUUCCACAAAAAAAAAA